GUACUAGAGCUACGAGAUAUAUUUGAUGGAGGAGGAGUUCCAAUUGAUCACUACAUUAUUCAAGUGGAUAACGGCACACAGUUGGAAACUCCAGGCCCCACUUACAGUUUUGACAUCAUGUACAAUACUACACUGUCAGUGAACAUCUCAGCCCACAACUGUGCAGGAUACAGUGAUCCCUUACCACUUGAGAUAAAAUAUCAUCAAGAUUCAGUGGAGGAUAGUACACCCAGUAUGACACAAAGGCCUGAUGGUUCCUCAGUUCUUGUGAUUGUGGUACCUGUAUCAGCUGCUGGGGCACUUAUUGUCAUCACAAUAUCUGUUGUACUCAUUUUUGUGCUAAAAAGGACAUGUAAGUUGCUGGCAUUGUCAAAGUGUUGAUUAUGUCUUAAAUUCAUAGGUAGUACUAAUAAAAACAGACAGCAGGAGAAGUGUGAUGUGGUGGAGAACUCUGCUUAUGGUGUCCAUGUUCAAGGUUCAGCUGGUGAUACACUGGAGCCAGACUACAACAUGGAGAAUAACCCACUGUAUGAGAUGAGGAUACUGUCAAAUGAGGGACACUCACACAAGACACAAACACCGGCUCCAGUCCCUGUGUAUGAGACUGUUGACAGUGUUGCUCUAUAAAACUUGUUUUUUCCUAUUGUUGA
Molecule: messenger RNA, 650 nt
Organism: Geodia barretti
Lineage: Eukaryota; Metazoa; Porifera; Demospongiae; Tetractinellida; Geodiidae
Source: the annotation of a GenBank genome assembly